This is a messenger RNA of Entrophospora sp. SA101, 1110 nucleotides long. The record is from the annotation of a GenBank genome assembly. Lineage: Eukaryota; Fungi; Glomeromycota; Glomeromycetes; Entrophosporales; Entrophosporaceae.
AUGUCGACUAAGCCGACAGUACUUGUUCUUGGUGGUUUAGGUUUUAUUGGUAAAAAUUUCAUUCAAUAUUUGGUAGAGAAUGAACUUGCUUCCGAAAUAAGAGUUGUGGAUAAGCUAUUGUUGGAAACUGUUCCUUUAAACAAGAAACAAAAAGAAGCAUUUGGAAAAGUUGACGUUUAUCAAAAAGAUUUGGUUGAUCCAAAUAAUAUUAAAGCAAUGUUUGAACGAAAGGAUGGUAGCACAUUUGAUUAUGUAUUUAAUUUGGCAGCAGAAACCAAAUAUUCACAAAAUAUUACGGUUUAUGAAGAACGUAUAUUUAAUUUGUCAGUUCGUAAUGCAAAAGAAGCUGCUAGACGUCAAGUUAAAGUUUUUGUUGAACUUUCAACAGCUCAAAUUUAUAAAAGUAGCAAGGAACCAAAUAAAGAAGAUGCGAAAAUAGAACCUUGGACAACUAUUGCCAAAUAUAAAUAUAAAGCAGAAGAAGAAUUAAAAAAAAUUCAAGGACCUGCUAUGGUUUAUGGAUUAAGUGCAACAAUGGGUUUAGUGCCUCGUCUUGUAUGUGGCAGGAUUUAUCAGUAUAUCAAUGAAGAAAUGAAAUUUUUAUGGAAUGAAAGGUUGAAAGUUAAUACUGUUCAUGUACAUGAUGUUUCUCGUGCCAUGUGGUAUAUCGCUGAAUGGUAUCAAGUAAAUCAUAAAGCUGAUAAAGGUCCUUUAAUUUACAAUUUAGCUGAUCCUGGGGAUACAGAUCAAGAAAAAAUUAAUAACAUGAUCAGUACAUUGUUUAAUAUUACAACUGGUUUUCAUAAACAAUUAACUUCAUACGCGGCUGAGAAAGCUCUCGAUGAAGCAGUUGAUGUAAGCAAUGAAAAACACAUGAAACCAUGGACAGAUCUCACAAGAGAAAAUAAAAUUAAUAAUACACCACUUACUCCUUAUUUAGACAAAGAAAUUUUAUAUAAUAACGAUUUGUCAGUUGAUGGUAGAAAAAUUUGUGAUGAAACACAAUUUAAUUAUGAAUUUCCAGAAGUCACGCAAGCAAGCCUUAAAGAAAUAAUAGAUGAUUAUGUUGGAUUGGGUUUGUGGCCAGGUGAAAUUGAAAGAAGAGAAUGA